ACGUGUUCGUACAUGUGAAAAACAGGCUAUAUAAAUCGCCACCUAAUAAUAAUGACCAGUAUAACGACUUAAAAAUGGAGACAAUGAUUAUAAUCCAGAUAUUCUUGUUUGGAAUAAGCAAAGCGUUCAUGUUGAGUGCUGAUUCUUGUAAGUCUCCGCCUGUAGCCAAUGGAUACCAGAACACGAGAUACAACGGACUCUGGUAUGAGGUAUCUAAGGCCCAGACAGCUGGCGGAGCGUUCUUUGAGAAGGACUGUGUAUGUACGACUAUCGACGUGCAACCUGUGCCCUCAGCAACCAACGGAGAUUCUAAAGCCAUCAACAGCUGCCGGAAGAUUACACCCACGGGGAACUUUAUGAAUGCGACAGGAACAUUAUCGAACGAGGGUCCUUUGGGUCACUGGAAGGAGGGUUUCUUCCCCGGAGCUCCUAAGGCAGAUUACACCAUCAUUUAUCUGACAGACAAUGUGGCAGUGGAGUACGAUUGCAGUUCCUUCCUGGGGCUUUAUACGAACUAUUGCAUCCAUAUUCUGUCACGAACCCCCACCAUAUCUUCUGACGAGGAGGACGCCGCUAUCAAAUACGCCGAGAGUUUAGGAUUAAACACUCAAAAUUUACCAUUUCACAAAACCUUACAAGAAGGAUGCUGGUGAAGAUUAGAUAGACAGUUAUACUAUUAUGUAUAAUUACAAGAUAUACUCAUUUGUAGAAUAUGACAAAAAUCGCAAUGAACAUUUCCUUGAAUGUCCUAUCGAUAAAGUUUACUCAUUUUGUGUAAAAGAAUGCAAAUAAUAUUUUUUGUCUUGUGUAAUAUAAUUGCACAAAGCGACUCAUUUCAUUGUAGCAUUUAAGGAAUAAAGUUCUAAUUCGAUUGAA
Ostrea edulis (European flat oyster) is the source of this 876-nucleotide messenger RNA. Its product is annotated as apolipoprotein D-like. The transcript is spliced from 4 exons. Bases 75 to 653 code for a protein of 192 amino acids. Lineage: Eukaryota; Metazoa; Mollusca; Bivalvia; Ostreida; Ostreidae. The record is from RefSeq and is a predicted model, not a curated record.